UUUCGAUUGACUUUUUAAUAAUUAACAACAUUCACUGCGACUCAGGUCAAUCGUUUAGGCUUACUCGGGAUAUUCGACUCAGGAUGACAUUUAGACACGUAAGAUGCUUGAAGGACGCGGUGAUGCCCGUCAUAUGGCUCAACUGCGUGUUCUGCAUGGGAAUAUUCGAGAUACCCUCGCAUCGGCCACGAUUUUUUCUGAGCAUCAUCUACGCCAUCACGGUGAUAACCGGGUACUUCGUUUUAGUCUACAGGGGCAUCGGUACCUUCGCGGAAACGUUCAGUUGCAAUUUGAUCUUAUUUUACUGCGUCAUAAUCGUCAACAUCUUAGUCGCCAACUGUUCCGUAAUCUUGUUUUGGCUCAGAUCAAAGUGUUUCACCAUGUUACUUAAGAAGAUGGGUAAUGUGGACGACACUUUGGAGACAUUAGGUAUAAAGAAGAACUAUGAGAAAAUUUUUCAUGACACUCUCUGGUACAUGAUGUUCUGGAUAGCGUGCAUGAUAUUGCUGAAUGUCAUGCAUCUAGUGUGGAUGUGGCGCGACAAUGGAUAUCUCAACAACUUCUACACCGCCCUAUGCUUUGGUUUUCCGAUUAUGGUCAAUUCCGUGGUGGACAUCAUCUUCUGUUCGUACAUCGGGCAA
Dinoponera quadriceps is the source of this 641-nucleotide messenger RNA. RefSeq lists its product as uncharacterized. The record is from RefSeq and is a predicted model, not a curated record. Lineage: Eukaryota; Metazoa; Arthropoda; Insecta; Hymenoptera; Formicidae. The annotation marks the transcript as partial. The transcript has 2 exons.